UGAGGAAAAUUGAUAAAUCCUAAAUCUUUGUGUUAACCUUGUGCAGUGUUCCGUGUGUACCAGCCUUAACUAUUGUAAUACGAAACAGAAUGAAGGCAGAUGUUAAAUGCAUUGGUAUGUGUAUGGACAGUGUAAGGUUGCAGACUCGCAGGGAAGUGCGUUAGAAGUAGUUUUGAGCUGUAAUUUGCGUUAAAAGUGAGUUUAUUGUUCAAAAACGAUGUUAAGAAUGGCAUUUUAGCAUAACGAAUUGGGGACGAAAUAUUUCAUCGUUUUAGAAGCAGUGAGAACGCUGGAAAAAUAAUGUACAUUAAAUUGUGACGAACAAAAAAUAUAUGAACAACUUAUAACGUUAGUUUCUGUUACAAAAGCUACUUAUUCUUCAUGUUAUGUCAUGAAAAUGUUCAAUUUGAAGCGUAACAAAAUGCUUUAUGACAGUGUUCAUUUCAUAUGUGAGAUUUUAAAUGUAUCGUACGUAUCGAGUUUUAAAAAAUAAACGAAACGAGUGAAGAAACCACCGACCACAAAUGGAGGAUUCAUAUACUGUGAAUAGCGCGCACAGACUAUCUGAGAGGUCUGCAUGCAAAACUGUCGUUGGCAAAGUAAAAUGCCUUAAAGAUUGUUCAAUUAUCGAAGAAAGUGAAAUAAACAAUCGAAUUAUGACAAACUAUUUGAACAAAGUUUCGGCAGAAGUGACCUACUCUUCCGCACACGUAAUUGAAUUCUACAAGUUCCUGACAAGAAAUUCCGGAAGGAGACGAAUGUAUUUGCUAUUUAAAAAACUAUACCAGAGAUCCGUGUAUUGUGUUGUUGUGUUUUUAAUUGUAAGCUCUAUUUUUCCAAUGACAGAUGCUUGUUCGAGUAGAACGACACCAAAGCCUCGGCCACCCAGUCCGACACCAAGACCAAAUAUAACGUUCCAUACAUAUAAAUGUCCUCCAGCUUAUGCGGCUUGGUAUUGUCUUAACGAUGCUACCUGUUUUACUGUUAAGAUUGGAGAUUCGUUGCUGUACAACUGCGAAUGUGCUGAUGGAUACAUGGGACCUCGUUGCGAAUACAAGGAUUUAGAUGGUUCAUAUUUGCCCACUCGUCCACGAGUUAUGCUGGAAACAGCCAGUAUAGCAAGUGGUGCCAUCGGAUCUUUAGUCUUAAUCAUGAUUGGAUGGUGCUGUUGGUGUGUUCGAAGACAUCAGCAACGUAAAUUGGUCAGUAAAGAACAUAGCGUCGACACUGUCGAUUCCCCAGGUAUUGUACACGUUGUCCAUAGCGAAAGGUUGCUUCGUCCAUUCGGGACACACCAUCUUAAAACAAUUCCUAUGAGUGAUUCAUUUAAGUGAUAAAAAAUUGCAUGAGAUUCAGUAAAUCGACAAAAUAAAAAUCAAAACAGCAAGGCAAAUUACAGGCAUGACCACAAAAUAAUCAUAAAGACACUUAAAAAUAGAAAGCUUGCAUUACAAAAGUAUUUACAUGGAGCCGUUUUAUGAUAAUAAUUGUUUGUGCUUGGUAUUUCAGGAUUUAGCUCUUUCGUUAAUUUGUCUGAUAGAAUGUAAAAACUAUUUUGAUUUGAGAGCAAAAUACCAAAUGUACCUAGUUUUCUUGUUCACACGAUUAAAGAAUGUAAUAUACCAAUUUUAAUAAAGGUACGAAAGUAUUUUGAGUUAUUCAAAUUAAAUAGUAGACGCAAUUUUCUACUUAGUCUCUUCAUCAUACAGAUAACAAAUUAUGUUUCAAGUAACGCAAAAAAGUUAUCUAUUACUAUUAUAUUGCAUUUGCGUAUUUUCAAUUCCACAAUGUAGAAUAAAAUCCGUAGACUUAUCUUUUACGCACAAAUUGUUUUCACAUGUUAUUUGAUGGCUCAAUAAUAGUUUCAUCAAAUCGAUGUAUACAUUUUAAAAAUAACAUUCUUUGACCCGAUUUUUUGUUGUCAUUAUCUUUUGUGGUGCCCAUUGGUUAACUUUCUUGAAUAGUUUCAUAUUUAUUUCAUAUUUAUUGCGUUACAAUAAAUUAAAAUGGCAACAUUUUUUUUCCAUAGAGUAAAAUUGUUGUCACAGGCGCCUUAUGCAAAAAUGGGAUAUGACUAUGAAUAAUGAAUCUUAUUGGAUUUAUUUUAUUAAGGAAUGUAUUUAAGUUAUGAAGUGAUUAGAAAUAGUGUAAGAUGAAAAUGGUUAUGACAAAUAUUAACAUUGAGGCAGAGGUUACGUAAGGAAUAGAAAAACAAAAUGGAAGAAUGCAAGUAUUUUUUUAAUACAGCCGAGUCUAAUUUUUAAACUUUAAAAAAUUCAUCUAGCAUACACAUUAAAAUUAUCAAAAAUUUGAAUUUAUUUAUGUUUAGCAAACAUUUACUCGUGAAAAAUAAUAAAAUAUGUAAAGACAGAAAUAACACUCACAAUAAAACAAUAUCAUUUCAUUUAUUUUUCUAUAUCUGAAUACUAACGAAAUUUAAAUAAACGGCAAACAGAAGAACAGAAUAGAAAUGAAAAGCGAAUACGAAUGAUUUUAAGGUUGCAUGUUAUCUAUAACAAUUGUUUAUUUAGUUAUGUUAAGGGAACUUAUAUUGAACUCUGAAACAAACAACGAUUUUUACAAAAAUAAGAUGACGAAUUAUGGUAAACAUUCAAUAGCUAUACUUUUGAAAAAAGUUGAUUUAAAAUGGAAGUUUUAGAAUAUGCAACGAUACUGAAAUACAUACACAUUGCACUUAACACUGCCAAUUUAAAAAAAAAUGAAAGGGCUUAGCGCAUAGCAUAGGUCGCCUUAUAAAAUGAAGUUUUUUUUAAAGAUAAUAUGCGCCUGAUAAACAUGCAAUAAUCAAGUAUCCUGGAACGAAGCGCGUAAAGAAGACGUUAAUAUACCGUAUUGUAUAUAACAUUUUAUAUACUUAUCGUAUCACGAAAGUGUCUUAAAAUGAACGCAAAUGUACAUAUGCCUUUUAAUUUAUAGUUUUUAUAAUACAAUAAAUAUAUUAUUUAAAAAAGAUAAACACAAAAAUAUAGAGUUUUAAUCCUCUAGACAACCCGUAUUUCUAAGGUUUACAUGAUUAUGUCUAUUGUUUUCGAAAUUAUUUUAAAUGCAGUUCAAAAUGUUUCUUAGCAUCUUAAUAUCUAUUUCAAUAAGUAACGCUUAAUUAAUAUAUUAUUUUAGGUUUCUUAUUUAUAAUCUAUUGUAAUAUACUCCGAGCUUUAAUGAAUCAAAAAGAAAUGUUGCUGCUAAACCGAAUGCAACUUGAAGAUAAAAUUGCAUAAAAAUAAAACUACUUACAAAAAUA
Anopheles funestus (African malaria mosquito) is the source of this 3262-nucleotide messenger RNA. RefSeq lists its product as uncharacterized. The transcript has 6 exons. The record is from RefSeq and is a predicted model, not a curated record. Bases 525 to 1334 code for a protein of 269 amino acids. Gene Ontology annotation, biological process: epidermal growth factor receptor signaling pathway. NCBI's taxonomy places the organism in Eukaryota, Metazoa, Arthropoda, Insecta, Diptera, Culicidae. Gene Ontology annotation, molecular function: epidermal growth factor receptor binding; receptor ligand activity.